GCAUGCGCCGUGGGCGCCCCUCCCUCUCCACCUCCAUCCCCCAUCGGCGUCUGGGCCUCGUCCCCUUCUCUCUGUCUCCCUCUCUUCCCCCGUCACGUCCCCUGAACCCCGUUAGUUCUGCGGACUCCCCAGUCUCGGCUUUGCUCUCCACCGCUGUCUGCCUCCAGGAUUUGCCUGAAAGGCCGCCCCCAGCUCUACACUCGCCCCCCGGGGGCCACUCAAGACCAUGACUAAGACAGAUCCUGCCCCUAUGGCCCCGCCACCCCGGGGGGAAGAGGAAGAAGAAGAGGAGGAGGAGGAGACCGUCCCGGAGGCCCCCAGCCCCACCCAGGAGCGCCGGCAGAAGCCUAUGGUGCACCCCUCUGCGCCUGCCCCGCUCCCCAAGGACUACGCCUUCACCUUCUUCGACCCAAAUGACCCGGCGUGCCAGGAGAUUCUGUUUGACCCCCAGACCACCAUCCCCGAGCUGUUCGCCAUUGUGCGCCAGUGGGUGCCCCAAGUCCAGCACAAGAUUGACAUCAUUGGCAAUGAGAUUCUGCGUCGAGGAUGCCAUGUGAAUGAUCGUGAUGGGCUGACCGACAUGACAUUGCUCCAUUAUGCAUGCAAGGCUGGGGCUCACGGAGUUGGGGACCCCGCGGCGGCUGUGCGCCUGUCACAGCAGCUGCUGGCGCUGGGGGCCGACGUGACCCUGCGCAGCCGCUGGACCAACAUGAACGCGCUGCACUACGCGGCCUACUUCGACGUCCCGGAUCUCGUGCGCGUGCUGCUCAAGGGUGCCCGGCCACGUGUGGUGAACUCCACGUGCAGUGACUUCAACCACGGCUCAGCUCUGCACAUCGCUGCCUCCAACCUGUGCCUGGGUGCCGCCAAGUGUUUGCUGGAGCACGGUGCCAACCCCGCGCUUCGGAACCGAAAGGGACAGGUGCCAGCAGAGGUGGUCCCGGACCCUAUGGACAUGUCCCUGGACAAGGCCGAAGCGGCGCUGGUGGCCAAGGAGCUGCGGACACUGCUGGAGGAGGCUGUGCCGCUGUCUUGCUCCCUCCCCAAGGUUACGCUGCCCAACUAUGACAACGUCCCAGGCAACCUCAUGCUCAGCGCGCUGGGCUUGCGCCUGGGAGACCGUGUGCUGCUCGAUGGCCAGAAGACGGGCACACUGCGGUUCUGCGGGACCACGGAGUUCGCCAGCGGCCAGUGGGUGGGCGUGGAGCUGGAUGAACCUGAGGGGAAGAACGAUGGCAGUGUGGGGGGUGUCCGGUACUUCAUCUGCCCCCCCAAGCAGGGUCUGUUUGCCUCUGUGUCCAAGAUCUCCAAGGCAGUGGAUGCACCGCCCUCAUCCGUCACCUCCACGCCCCGGACUCCCCGGAUGGAUUUCUCCCGCGUCACUGGCAAAGGCCGUAGGGAGCACAAAGGCAGGAAGAAGUCCCCGUCUUCACCGUCCCUGGGCAGCCUGCAGCAGCGAGAGGGUGCCAAGGCAGAAGUCGGAGACCAAGUCCUGGUCGCAGGACAGAAGCAGGGGAUUGUGCGCUUCUACGGGAAGACAGACUUUGCCCCAGGUUACUGGUAUGGCAUCGAGCUGGACCAGCCCACGGGCAAGCAUGACGGCUCGGUGUUUGGCGUGAGGUACUUCACCUGCCCCCCAAGGCACGGCGUCUUUGCGCCAGCAUCCCGCAUCCAGAGGAUUGGUGGAUCCGCUGACCCUCCGGGGGACAGCGUCGGAACAAAAAAAGUGCAUCAAGUGACAAUGACGCAGCCCAAACGUACCUUCACGACAGUCCGUACCCCAAAGGACAUCACGUCAGAGAACUCCAUCUCCAGGUUGCUCUUCUGUUGCUGGUUUCCGUGGAUGCUGAGGGCGGAGAUGCAGUCGUAGAGGCCCUGCAUACUUGGCUGAGAGACACAGAGCCCCCUCUAGCGUCUCCUGAGACAAGGAGCCCCUCUACCCUGAGAUAGAGAUCCCCAGUAACAUCCAGAAUAGAGACCCCCAUUAGCCGACCCUCAAUCACUGAGGCCCCAUUAUUAACAGAUUCCCUCAUGAUAACGCCCCAGAUACAGACCCCCGUGUCACCCAGAAAGAGAUUCCCUGAGUAUAGCACCUUCAGGCUAGUCCCCAGCCCCAGCCCCUCACAGCAGACCCCCAGUGAACAGACUUCACACUACCGCAAAUGGCAGUGACCCUCUCCAUAUAAGACAGCAGAGCUUUCCUUAGCCACUCGCCACUGGAUCAGAAACGCUCCCAUGGACAGACUCCACAAGUCCCCUUGAAAUAAACACAUCACACUUCCAGAGUAAUGACCUUUGAGUCACUAUUCUCCAUGUAACUGUAACAUACACACCCUUGAGAUGUUGUGACCCCAUGUUCACCCUGAAGCCUUCACAGUCCAACCCCCAAUUAGAGACCCAUUAACAAACCCGUUCUUAACCCUCGAGAUCCACAUUAAACAGCCCACUGUCACCCCCAAUUUACAGACACCAAAACAGUCCUGGAAAUGCGAAUUACAGGACCCUCAAGUCUUCCUAUCCUCUGCCCCCUCAAGAAACCCCCAGUGCCUUGUAUGAAGCCCACCCCACGUGGCCCACAGCCCCCUGUGCUGGCCAGGCUCCCAGAAAAUUCUCUAUUUUUAAAGUAAUGAUUUUCCCCCUUUGGGGGGCCCCAAAAUUUAGAGGCCCCAUUCUGGGCCUCUGGGGAUCCGAAACCCCAGAACAUACAUGUCCCAAACUCCCCUGUGCUCCCAUGUCCUACAGCCCCAAGAAGACCCCAAGGCCCUAACUCCCAGGUAUCCCAAAUCACUGAAUCUCCAAAUCCCCAGGGAAUCCCAAAUUUAAAAAUCCAAUCCUAAGCCCCGAAAGGAAACCCUAAUCAUAGAGGUCCUUAUACUUAGGAGGGAGGAGACGCAGUCCGGGAUAUGUCUUCCAGCCUCCCAGGGCACCUCAGCUCCUCUUCAUGGGCCCCAGGAAACCCCGAACAGAACUCCCAUUCCCGGAAAGGAGGAUUCCAGUGCGGAGUCCAUGGACCUCAAGACACUCAAAUCCCAAGAGCCCCAGCCCCAAGGGAAGCCCAAAUCCUAAGUUCUCCAUGUCCCGUACAUGGAGGGCUCCAAGGCCCUGAGCGGAUCCCAAUUCCGGAGCCCCUGUUUCAAUCUACCUUCUGGUCACAGGUGCAAGACACCAAAUCUGAGUCCCCACAGGACCACACUGCACCUGGGCCAGACCAACAGCAUGAGGGAGAACCUGAAGGCCCAGGGGGUCCGGGGUGGACCUGGGGCCUUGACCACCGAGGACAGCUCACGACUGCCCCUUCACUGCAUGCCCCCAAACUCAGCAUGAUCUCUGCCCCCUUCAAUAAAGACGUUUCUAUGGC
Messenger RNA from Trichechus manatus latirostris (Florida manatee), 3358 nucleotides. RefSeq names its product CAP-Gly domain containing linker protein 3 (gene CLIP3). Gene Ontology annotation, molecular function: microtubule plus-end binding. The coding region runs from base 227 to 1870 and encodes 547 amino acids. Gene Ontology annotation, biological process: cytoplasmic microtubule organization. The transcript has 14 exons. The record is from RefSeq and is a predicted model, not a curated record. Gene Ontology annotation, cellular component: nucleus; cell cortex; microtubule plus-end. Lineage: Eukaryota; Metazoa; Chordata; Mammalia; Sirenia; Trichechidae.